AUGCUUUUCAACGGAAAGCACGGAUGUCCUCUUCGUUUUGAAGUUAAGGUUGACUCCUCAAACAGCGAUAAAGAGAAUUUAAAUUGCGUCGAUGCAAUGAAAAAACCUUACCAUGGGCUUCUUCAUGGGCAGUACUAUGACCCAAACGAUGAAAGACGGAUUUCAUUUGACGUCUCCGAACUAACCGAGAGGGUUUUGAGAAACGUAAAAGAAGUAUGUAAAACCGUGGAUACGGCACAACUGACCAUCAGAGUCAAAGCUCGAAAGUGCUCUUUCUCAAAGGACAAAAUCCAGAAUCCACCUUAUUUGGAAAUAUCACCUAUUCCUCCACCAACUCCUCUGCAAUGUACUCCUGGUGAAACGCGCUGCUGCAUGCAAAAAAUGGCAGUGAUGUUGAAAGAGAUUGCAUCGAAUAUUCUCGUUCCAAUUCGGUACCGAACUGGUUAUUGUCGAGGUAGAUGUGAAGGCGGUCCACAUAACGGUCCCUGUUGUGUACCAACGAAGACAAAUCCGCUCUCCGUUCUUUACUUUAAACAAGGAAUUAUCAGGAAGAAUGUUUUAAACGAUGUUGUAGUCAACGAAUGCGGCUGUCGUUAA
Molecule: messenger RNA, 597 nt
Organism: Paramuricea clavata
Lineage: Eukaryota; Metazoa; Cnidaria; Anthozoa; Malacalcyonacea; Plexauridae
Source: the annotation of a GenBank genome assembly